Molecule: messenger RNA, 4349 nt
Organism: Nematostella vectensis (starlet sea anemone)
Lineage: Eukaryota; Metazoa; Cnidaria; Anthozoa; Actiniaria; Edwardsiidae
Product: anoctamin-7
Exons: 34
Coding region: 212-3811 (1199 amino acids)
Biological process (GO): chloride transmembrane transport
Cellular component (GO): plasma membrane
Molecular function (GO): chloride channel activity; protein dimerization activity
Source: RefSeq, a predicted model, not a curated record
GAUUCGUAAAAGCGCGCCAAACAAUGAAGUAUUUUUAACUGGACGCUCACCGUUAUAGUCCUAUUUUUGAAGCCUAAAUUCCAGCGAUUAUGGGUUGUUCUUGAUUUAAUGGAUAUGUAAGCAAAGGUAGAGUUAUCCGGAACCAGGUCUAAAUUCCUCGAAGCCUUUUGGUUCCCCUAAAAGAGCUCGAGGCCAUGAGAGUUCAUCAGUAAUGUCUUCCAAGCGACGCCGCAGCUUUCUUGAUUACGACACCGACCCAACCUCUGGUCAGACCAGUCCCCUGAGUCCCUCUAGCGCCUCGAGAAUCUUGCGCCUCCCUGGUGCCGAGGAUGUGUACAUCACCCAACCGGGGCAAUAUGACUCCCCUACCUCCGAUAGCAGCGUGCUCAUAGAACCGACAAGAGUAGAGCUGACUAUCAGGCGAGAUGGCUUAGGUUUCAAUAUCAAAGGAGGAAAAGACAAGCCCAUUAGACCGGGAGAUCCUGGGAUCUAUAUCAGCAGACUCCGGCCCGGGGCCGCCGCGGAACGUGAUGGCCGUUUGUCGCCUGGGGACAGAAUCAUCGAGAUCAACGGUACAAGUACACGGAAUGUGACCCAGACUGAGGCCCUCAACCUCUUUCGUCAGAGCGACAAAAAGAUCAACUUACUCGUCCAGAAGGAAGCUGUCACGCCUCUAGAGCUUAUGGGCGAAAGAGAUGAUGACAAAGGAACUCUUCGUAUUGAGCUUAGGAAAGACAAGUAUAAAGGUUUAGGGUUUAAUAUCCGUGGCGGUACCGACAACCCUUAUGUCCCCGGGGACCCGAGUAUCUACGUCACAAGGAUACGUAGUGACGGCGUGGCGGCGUUUGACGGAAGGCUUAGCGUCGGCGAUCGGAUACUCGAGAUUAAUGGCUACAGCGUACGAGCUACUGGUAUCGACCACGCGGUAGAGCUUCUACAGAUCGCGAAAAAGAAAGUGUCCCUCAUCGUGCUGAAAAACGCUCUUCAAAACGCCGUGAUAAAGGCUCAGGAAGGUGCUGUGGAUAGCGUCAGGGGACAAGAGCUAGCGAUCGAUCUGCGUAAAGAUCCAAGCGAAGGGCUUGGAUUCAACAUAAGGGGCGGUAACGAUGCCAACUACUUGCGUGGUCAUCCGGGGAUCUUCAUCACGUCUGUCAAGCGAGGGAGUCCCGCAGCCCGCGAGUCUCGCCUUCAGCCAGGAGACCGCAUACUCGAGAUCAAUAACGUGGACGUUAGGAACGUUCCUCAAGACGCUGCUGUGCAGAUAGUCAAGCGAGCAGGAGAUCGCGUCAGGCUCCUCAUUGAGAAGAACGCAGAGGAGCUGUAUAAGAAGUCCGAACUCUAUAACCUGAAUUACGACGAGGAAGAUAUGAGUGGAGAAAGAGGAUGUUUCUUCAGGGAUGGAAAAAGACGAAUAGAUUAUGUCCUGGUAUUCGAGGAGGGAGAAGAGAAGCCUGAUCCAGACGUAUUACAAAAGAGGAGAACAUUCACUGAUAAUCUGAAGAAGUCGCAGCUGGAAUUUGAAGAGGAAAUAACUCAAGACCAAACAAUAAAGCUGCAUUUUGUGAAGGUUCACGUCCCAUGGGAAGUCCUGUUAUUUUACGCAGAGGAGCUAAAUUUCCGAGCUCCACUCGAGUUGCGAACAGGAACUAAGGUAAACUGGACGGAACGAAUGCUAAAGAAAUUCCAUCUUCCGUGCCCCUUUAAAGACGAUGUACCGAAUACGCCUCCCGACUACUUCACAACUACCUUCAAGUCUAACAAGCUAAACAAAUUCCUUGGUAGCGAUAAUCCAGACACAUACUUCACAGACACCGAAAGAGCUAGAGUGGCCAGUGAGAUCCUUGAGACCGCUGUGUACGGUAGACGUCAGAAAGGCGAGAUUGGGAUCAGCCGAUUGGUAGAUGAGGGCACGUACAGUGCUGCCUACCCUCUACAUGUGGGCCCGGCAGAUCUUCCACCCGAGUAUCACCAGGGUCCCCACGGGCCUGAAGAGAUGAAGUUGAACAUGCGUCAGGUUCUGAAGGAAUAUUGGGCGAGAUGGGGGGCUUGGUACAAGUACCAGCCAUUGGAUCAUAUCAGAUGGUACUUUGGCGAGAAAAUAGCCAUAUACUUUGCUUGGCUUGGUCAGUACACUGCGUGGCUUAUCAUGCCAUCUGUCGUGGGUUUGAUCGUGUUCAUUUACAGCUUUGCUACAAUAAAUGGCCCUAACAAUAUGCCCGCACUUGAAAUGUGCGAUCACCCAGCCUGGACGUACCCCAUGUGUCCUAACUGUGAAGUGGGAUGCUCUGUCUGGGAUCUCAAGAAAUCUUGCAGUCGUGCUAAGCACGCGUACCUGUUCGACAACCCUAUGACCGUUGCUUACUCGAUAUUUGUUUCCUUCUGGGCUGUCCUUUUCCUGGAAUUCUGGAAAAGAAAAGAAGUAACUAUAGGACAUGCAUGGGAUGUGCUGGAAUUUGAAUCGGAAGAGGAGCGUCCUCGUCCAACGUUCGCCGCGCUCGCCCCAGCAGUAGAGCGGAACCCCAUCACGGGUCUCUUGGAGCCAUAUUUUCCUGAUGAAAAGCGCUCGCCUCGCGUGCUGUCUGGCAUUGCUAUAAUAUGUGGCAUGGUCUCUCUUGUCAUGCUGUUCAUGGUGGGAGUGAUCGUCUACAAGUUGCUUGUCAUUCAUCCCUUGUACAAAAACCCAAACCUUCAGCCAUACGCCAAUCAGUUCGCCUCUGGAACCGGAGCCGUGCUCAACCUUAUCAUCAUCAUGAUUCUUAGCAGGGUUUAUGAAAAGCUAGCCCUUCUUCUGAAUCACUGGGAGAUGCAUCGGACGCAGACAGAGUAUGAAGACAACUUGACUCUGAAGGUGUUUAUCUUCCAGUUCACAAACUUUUACUCCUCAAUCUUCUACAUCGCCUUUUUCAAGGGAAAAUUUGUUGGGUACCCUGGAAACUACGGAACUAUAUUUGGUUUACGGAAUGAGGAGUGCAGUCCGGGUGGCUGUCUCAUCGAGCUGGCGCAACAAUUAGCAGUUAUCAUGAUUGGCAAACAGGUCAUUGGCAACAUACAAGAGGUCUUUAUACCGGAAUUGAAGAAAUACUUGAAGAAUAGGAAGAGACAAAAUAGUAAAGAUGAGGACGAGAUAAAACCACGCUGGGAGGCUGACUACGAACUGCUGGAUAAUGAAGGCCUUUUCCAGGAAUAUUUGGAAAUGGUCAUCCAGUACGGUUUUAUCACACUGUUUGUGGCCGCCUUCCCGCUCGCACCGUUUUUCGCGUUGGCGAACAAUGUGUUCGAGAUCCGAAUAGAUGCCGACAAGUUCGUGAAUGACCUUCGUCGAUCUACGGCGGACCGAGCGCAAGACAUCGGUGUGUGGUUCACGAUCCUGGACUCCAUCACCAAGCUCGCAGUCAUUAGUAAUGCGUUCCUCAUAGCAUUUACUUCAGAAUUUCUCCCUAAAUUGUUGUACGCCGGUGUGGUAUCUCCGAACCAAUCUCUUGAAGGCUACUUGAACUACAGCCUAGCUUGGGCACCGCCUAACACUACAUCACAGCCCUGCAGGUACAGGGGCUUUAGGGAUGAGGAUGGAAAUUUCACGCGGUUUUUCUGGCAUCUGCUGACCAUGCGCCUAGUGUUUGUCAUUCUGUUUGAGCAUUUCGUGUUCGGCAUAUCCACGUUGAUUGACGUUGCUGUUCCCGACAUUCCCCGCGCACUUGAAGAUACCAUCAAGCGGGAGAAAUACGUGGCUACCCAGGCGCUGGCCGAACAUCACGGGCUCAUGGGGAGCAAAGAGUUCGACGAAGAUGACAUAUUGGUCGCGAUUGGUUGAUCAAUGGAAGCUUGCGACGAUAAUCAUUAACUGGAAAAUGUCUUACGAAGUGAUUUAGGAAUUUCUUUUGGGAAAACAAAGCAGGGAGGAAAAAUUAUAUCAGUAUCAGGUUAUUAUUUAGUCACAAAUUAGUCACAGAGCUAGGAGUUGCUUUACGGAUGUCCGUAGUAACAGCUUGAAUAUCCAGAAAAGAUAACCUGAGUGUUUCACGCAUUUUGCAUGGAUAUUUGCCAGUGCACGGAGAAAGUUAUAAUUAAUCAUUUAGGGACUUUAUGGGCCUGAAACAAUGAAUUCUUAAAGAGAGAAUACUAUGGAACCCCUUCACUGGGUAGGCAAAGCAUGCUGGGAGAAGCAUCGGUCUUUGUGGGCGCUUCCAAAGGGUCUGUACCGCACUCUGGUGGCGUAAAUAUAGAGACAAGAAAGAGUGAAUAAUCGGGAAUAAACGAGAAGACUUUGUAUAAGUGAUUUUUCGGCUAGGCUAUUAAUAGGUCUACAUUCCACUACAAAUAUCGGUUGAAUAAAAUAAUAAUUGAAACAA